Messenger RNA from Penicillium maclennaniae, 2457 nucleotides. RefSeq names its product decapping enzyme complex catalytic subunit DCP2. Gene Ontology annotation, molecular function: RNA binding; manganese ion binding; 5'-(N(7)-methylguanosine 5'-triphospho)-[mRNA] hydrolase activity. Gene Ontology annotation, cellular component: cytoplasm; P-body. Lineage: Eukaryota; Fungi; Ascomycota; Eurotiomycetes; Eurotiales; Aspergillaceae. Gene Ontology annotation, biological process: nuclear-transcribed mRNA catabolic process, nonsense-mediated decay; deadenylation-dependent decapping of nuclear-transcribed mRNA. Bases 1 to 2457 code for a protein of 818 amino acids. The transcript has a single exon. The record is from RefSeq and is a predicted model, not a curated record.
AUGAGCGAGGGCGACUGGCGAAGUUCCAUUAUUGACCGAGGUCGUUGGGCCGCAACAGGGCUGGAUGAUUUAUGCGUUCGUUUCAUCAUUAAUCUACCUCGCGAAGAGCUUGAAUCAGUGGAACGAAUUUGUUUCCAAGUAGAGGAGGCACAAUGGUUCUACGAAGACUUCAUUCGCCCGCUCGACCCCGCCUUGCCUUCUCUAACGCUUAAGUCCUUCGCCAUGAAAAUCUUCCGGCAUUGCCCUCUGAUGUCGAAUUGGUCCGAAUAUCACCACAAUGCUGCAUUUGCGGAAUUUCUGGCUUAUAAAACGCGAGUUCCUGUCCGUGGCGCCAUCAUGUUGAACAAAGAGAUGGACGAGGUGGUCCUGGUGAAAGGUUGGAAGAAAGGUGCCAACUGGAGCUUUCCCCGAGGCAAAAUCAACAAAGGCGAACCCGAUCUAGAUUGCGCGAUCCGCGAGGUCUACGAGGAAACCGGGUUCGAUGUUCGUCAGGCAGGUUUAGUGCCGGAUGACGAAAAGGUCAAAUACAUCGAAAUUGCGAUGCGAGAGCAGCAUAUGCGACUCUACGUAUUCCCAGGUGUGCCCAAGGACACUCAUUUUGAACCUCGUACCCGCAAAGAAAUCAGCAAAAUCGAUUGGUACAAGCUCUCGGAACUUCCUACAUUCAAGAAGAGCAAGCAGCACGAUGAGGGACUAGCGGCAAAUGCCAAUAGAUUCUACAUGGUUGCUCCUUUCCUGACCCCUCUCAAGAAAUGGAUCUCGCAACAGAAGAAAAACGCCUCUAAGACCCAGGUGGGCUAUGCUUCGAUGGAUGAGAAUGGACAGCAAGCUGGUAACACCCCGACCUUGUAUGCGGCUACCACAAGUGAUCUUCCUGAAGUGACCUCGACUCAAGAUGCUUCUUCUCACCUGAAGCAGCUGUUGAACAUUGGUGGCAUGCCUAGCAUGCCAACCUCGCAGCCCCUGCAAUCAUCGGCUGUUGACAAGUCCAAGUCCGAUGCACUACUUGGCUUACUGAGAGGUGGCUCGCAGGAGACGGUUCCCGCGGUACACCAUCCGGCUAUGGCUUUCUCUAAUACCACAAAUCCCAGCAUGCCACCCGUAGCGCAAUCAGCUCCUUUUGCGCCGAACUUCUUCCCUGGAUUUCCUCAACAACGGCCCCAAAUGGCUACUUCGAGUUUCAUGCAGCACACAAUAGCACAAGGACAACCGCACUCGGAUAGACGGCCUGUCAACGACCCUGCCCAGAAUAUCUCCAGCCAGGGCUUCCAUUCUACCGCUCAGCACGAGCUUUCUGGAUCCUCUGUUCCUCAAUUUACCCAUCCACCUGGGUCCCAUUUCUACAAUCACCCGCAUCAGUCGCCAUUUUUAACUUCGGCGCCGCCAAAGCAAACUGCUCCCUUUCAAUCUACGGGAGAUCCUCUGUUCUCUCGUUCAACGGAGCCCUCUCAGGUUCUCGGGGCCAGGGUGCCCCCAGCGAGCAAAUUGCCACCGCCCAAGCUCACGAGCCAGUCUCGGGCGCUUCUUGACGUCUUCAAAGGCAAUGUCCUUGGAGCCGCGAAAAGCCCCCAAGCUGCGCCACUGAGUGUUCCAGGACAAGGCCAGCCUCUGGCUCGCAAGACAUCCCAGCACCAAGAAGGUCUUCUAGAUCUAUUCAAAGGCCUGCGUGCUGUGCCGGCAGAGUUGGGAGGUCAUCCUGUACCGCCUGUUGCGCCAGCUGAGAAACAAAUUCUUCAACGACCGUCGCCAAAACAAAAUCGCAAUAUGCAGCGUGCAAACGCCACCGUUGGAACUGCUCAGACACCGGACACGGUCCCUAGUCAUAUGGGGAUGCAACAUCUCAAUACAGGGCCCAGACAGUCACCCAAACAGAGACCAAAUGGGUCAAGCCGGGGAAUACAUACAGGUCGGCGAGAGCCUUCCCAGCCACAGCAGCUAUCAUCGCCUAUUACCAUUCUGCCGAGGCCACAGUCAGCAAAGCGAGAGACAUCUACUUCAAUGAUCCAACCACCUGUACCAAAAGCACCGUCUCAGCCUCAACCUCAAAUGCCUCGAGCUGAGACCCCCGAUCUCGUUAAACCUUUUCAUCCACAGAUUCUCCGGCGCUCCGAGAAGGUCGACUACGAGGAGUUCUUGAAGAAUUCGUCCAAGAUGGAAAGCGUGGACCGGAAAACUAGCCUGGCUGGCUUGCAGAAAAACGCAUCAGAUCUGGCGCCUCAGUCCAACUUAGAUCGUCGCCCCAGUCAGAAUGCGGCUCAGAAGGGUGCGCUUCUUGCUCUGUUUGGCAAGGCUGCCUCACCAUCCCCCACCAUGCCCGUUCAGCUUGAUUCUCGGCCUGCAAACCAGCACUCUUCCACUAUUUCCGGUGUGGUCAGCCCUCUUUCAUCCUUCCACUUACCUGGUAGUGGAGGCUCUCUUCUCGCCAUGGUACACCUGUGGCUAUUGAGGGGGAUGUGA